Messenger RNA from Knipowitschia caucasica, 609 nucleotides. The record is from the annotation of a GenBank genome assembly. Lineage: Eukaryota; Metazoa; Chordata; Actinopteri; Gobiiformes; Gobiidae.
AUGGCCGAUCCUUUUCCCUAUCGAGCUGAACUCGACUUGCCUGUCCCGCAGCGGCGAAACAGCUCUCCAACUCCCACCAAAAAGGAGCACCGUGGACCAUCGCGCCUCAAGCCACCUCUGGGCUUCCCGGGACCAAUCCCCGCUCCCUGCUCCCGUGUGUGGGAAAGACUGGAGUGUGUGCGUGCCCGCUCUCCGUGCGUGAGGAAGACUGAAGUGAUUGACCGCCUGACCCAAACGGGCCUGCGAGCGUCCCACAUAGUCGACAAAGUCGCUUUCGGAGGGAAGCGCAAAACGGGCCGUUCCCACCGGAACGGCCCCGACCCUAAGUCCAAACGCGGACUUAGAGAGCCCACCCAGUCUACCUGCCUUAAAGGGGACAGGCUGCGGCUUACAGACAUGCCUCACCUGUGCUCGUGUCUGCUCAUCAAAAUCCUGAGAUUAAAACCUCAGAGCACACCUCUGGCCCCCACCCCCGGCGAGUUCAAAGGGGGCCAGUGGGCCUGCAUCGCCUCAAACAAAGCCAUAGACAUCACCCAUGGGCCGGCAACGGCGUUCCACCACCCCCCCCAGUGGACACGGGACGCCAAUACACCGGAGACGGACAACUGA